AUGGAGACUGCGCUCUGCCAUAAGGCUCACCUCCACCCUUCACUCCAUUACUCACCAAUAUCGAUUCCAGCAGAAAGUGCCACUAACGUCAGGACCGCCAUGCCGAACGAGUUCCUAUGUGAGAUCAUCCUCAGCAUUCAUGGAGAGUUUUCGAAGACGCUGCGGAGUCUGUGCCUCACCUGCAAGCACUUUCGCAACGUCGUCGAGGAGCACCGCGAGCCCGAGUACAAUCUUCGGGGCAAGUGGAACGACGACCUGUAUGCUAUGACGGAACGGCUGCGAGAUCAACCUCGUCUCAAGCAUCUUAUUCGAGUUAUCUGCAUGGUCUACGACUUUGCGAUACAUACGAAAUACACAGAAGAGGAAGUCAAUAAUCUGGUAACUCCUCUCGGAUCGACUCGUUUGAUGCUGGUACGAUCAAAUGCUGGGGUGAGGUUCCUACACGAGACAACGGAGGCCCAGUCUGGCUAG
Ascochyta rabiei is the source of this 471-nucleotide messenger RNA. RefSeq lists its product as uncharacterized. The record is from RefSeq and is a predicted model, not a curated record. NCBI's taxonomy places the organism in Eukaryota, Fungi, Ascomycota, Dothideomycetes, Pleosporales, Didymellaceae. Bases 1 to 471 code for a protein of 156 amino acids. The transcript has a single exon.